AACACCAACAGUGGCAGCGUGGGGCUGUGUGAAGGCUGGCAGCGGAGCUAAAGUGUAUAUAUUGUACAACAACAACAAAUGGAAGCAUAUCAGUGAAAUAUGAGUCUGGAAGGAUGUGUUCAUCUUUCUGAAUUUAAAUCAACGAAAGGGACGCAGCCAUUCCGCUUGAUAUACAGUUUCUUCGUGUUUUGCACAAGUAAAGCGGCCCGCCAGCAGAAGGCAAAAUGGUGUUUGUGCUCAGUGUGUGGAGCUCACAGUCCACGGGUACAUGCAUGUCUACACUGUGUUCACUUUGCCUGCUAUCAAAGCCAUAUCCAAGACCAUGCUACCUCCAUGCAACACAACCUUGUUAUGGAUGUGGAACAAGGGCAGAUUUUGUGCAUGGCCUGUGGUGAUUACGUGUAUGAUUCAGAGAUUGGAGAAAUUGCUCAGGCAUGCAGACGAAAAUCUCGCAAAUCCUUAGGUUUACAAACAGAAUAUAGAGCUUGGGAACCUGAUGAUGUGGAAAUGACCCUUCUUCAGGCUCAUCCCAAGAGGCGUCGUCCUACUCCGAAUUCUACUAUAGGUCAGUGCAGUAUAUCUUUAUUGAACAUUGACUCUGAAAUUAUACUGUAG
Messenger RNA from Penaeus monodon (black tiger shrimp), 615 nucleotides. Its product is annotated as ubiquitin carboxyl-terminal hydrolase 22-like. Gene Ontology annotation, molecular function: zinc ion binding. NCBI's taxonomy places the organism in Eukaryota, Metazoa, Arthropoda, Malacostraca, Decapoda, Penaeidae. The record is from RefSeq and is a predicted model, not a curated record. The transcript is spliced from 3 exons. Bases 100 to 615 code for a protein of 171 amino acids.